Rhodamnia argentea is the source of this 770-nucleotide messenger RNA. Its product is annotated as protein C2-DOMAIN ABA-RELATED 5-like. Lineage: Eukaryota; Viridiplantae; Streptophyta; Magnoliopsida; Myrtales; Myrtaceae. The coding region runs from base 83 to 583 and encodes 166 amino acids. The record is from RefSeq and is a predicted model, not a curated record. The transcript is spliced from 3 exons.
UCUCUCUCUCUCUCUCUCUCUCUCUCUCUGGUGUGUGUUAGGUGUCUGCAAGAAGAAGAGGAGGAGGAGGAGGAGGAGGAGAAUGGAGGACAUUUUGGGGCUUCUGAAAAUUCGGGUGAAGCGAGGCAUCAACCUCGCCGUCCGCGACACCCUCAGCAGCGAUCCUUAUGUCGUCGUCUCCAUGGCUCAUCAGAAAUUGAAGACUCGGGUGGUGAAAAAAGAUUGCAACCCAGAAUGGAACGAUCAGCUGACUCUUUCCAUAAAGGACCCCAACAUUCCAAUCAAUCUAACUGUUUACGACAAGGACACGUUCACCGUGGACGACAAGAUGGGAGAGGCCACAAUCGACAUCAAGCCAUACCUAGAUGCUAUAAAUAUGCGCCUGGAGAACCUCCCGACCCCCACCACGAUCACCAGAGUCCAGCCUUCCAAGGGCAACUGCCUGGCGGACGAGAGCUCGAUUGUGUGGAGAGACGGCAAGAUCUACCAGGACAUGGUGCUCCGGUUGAACAAUGUCGAGUCUGGCGAGGUGGAGGUCCAGCUGGAGUGGGUCGACCUCACCGGUGUCCCUCGACAGCUGUGAGUUUCCCCGGGGGAUGGCAGGUGAAGAGAGUGUGUGUGCUGUGAUUGUUUCUGGAAUACGAUGUAAAUGGAUCGUCCUUGCGUUGCUUCGGUGAGCUGCCUUGUAAUAUGAAUACAUCUACUGGCUUCAGUAGAUGAAUUUAUGAUUUGAAGUUAACCUCUCGAGUGAAAAGUUUGGUGGAUUGAAU